AUGGGCGACAAGAACAUUGUCGUCGUAGGUGCCGGUGUUGCUGGUCUAACAACCGCCUUCUUGCUCUCCAAGAAUCCUCGGUACAGCAUAACCAUCGCGGCAAAGCAUAUGCCAGGGGACUAUGACAUCGAAUAUGCUUCACCCUGGGCUGGUGCGAACUAUAUGCCAGUAUCCGCCAAAGGAACUCCAGCAGAGGAAUGGGAUAGGAACACCUGGCCGCCCUUUUUUGAUUUGGCAAAGAACCACCCCGAAGCCGGAGUUCAUUUUCAAAGGACGGAAAUCUACAAUCGUAAAAAGGACGUCUCUUCUGCCACGGCUGCGUGGUUUGCUGACCUUGUCAGCCCGAAUCCGUGGUUCAGCACCCUUUUUGAUGAUUUUCGCGAGAUCCCGAAAACAGAGCUGAAGGAGGGAAUUGAUAAUGCCACAUGCUUCACGUCAGUCUGUAUCAAUACUGCAAUAUACCUGCCCUGGCUGCUUUCUCAAUGUUUGAAGAAUGGUGCCAUUGUCAAGCGGGCCGUUUUCAAACAUAUUGCCGAUGCCGCUGCUCCCGGAGUUCACCAUUCAGGUCGCCCCGCCGACCUUGUUGUCAACUGUACCGGCCUCUCAGCGUCCAAGCUCGGUGGCGUCGAGGACAAGAGCGUGGUCCCAGCUAGAGGUCAGAUCGUUGUUGUGAGAAACUCGGCUCCUGCAAUGUAUGCCACGUCCGGAACAGAUGACGGUCCGGACGAAGCUUGUUAUAUCAUGACCCGCGCUGCUGGUGGUGGGACAAUACUUGGGGGUUGUUAUCAGAAGGGCAAUUGGGAAUCUCAACCAGAUCCAAGUCUGGCAAUACGAAUCAUGAAACGAUGUGUCGCCAUCUGUCCUGAGCUGACCGGGGGUAAAGGCAUCGAAGGCCUCGACAUCAUUCGCCAUGGAGUCGGCUUAAGACCUGUACGUGAAGGAGGAACAAGAAUUGAAAAGGAGAAAAUCAACGGCGUGUGGACCGUGCACAACUAUGGUGCAGGUGGGGCUGGAUACCAGUCUUCCUAUGGCUGCUCCCAAGCGGCAGUAAAAUUGGUCGAUGAAGCCAUGGGGGCCAAAGCCAAGAUGUGA
This is a messenger RNA of Cladophialophora yegresii CBS 114405, 1092 nucleotides long. Its product is annotated as D-amino-acid oxidase. Gene Ontology annotation, molecular function: D-amino-acid oxidase activity; FAD binding. The record is from RefSeq and is a predicted model, not a curated record. The transcript has 5 exons. The coding region runs from base 1 to 1092 and encodes 363 amino acids. NCBI's taxonomy places the organism in Eukaryota, Fungi, Ascomycota, Eurotiomycetes, Chaetothyriales, Herpotrichiellaceae.